AUGGAGAAGAACGGCGAGGUUCCCAACACCGGAGCACCUUCUCCCUCCAUGGAGAACAGCGGCGGGGCUCCCAACACCGGAGCACCUGAGGAGGUGCCGCCGGUGGUGGAGGUCCGGGAGCAGGACCGGCUGAUGCCGAUCGCGAACGUGACCCGCAUCAUGCGUCGCAUGCUCCCUCCCCAUGCCAAGAUCUCCGACAACGCCAAGGAGCUGAUCCAGGAGAGCACGUCCGAGUUCAUCAGCUUCCUCACGGGCGAGGCCAAUGAGCGGUGCCUGAAAAGCCGCCGCAAGAUCCUCACCGCCGAGGACAUCCUCUGGGCCAUGGACAACCUCGGCUUCGACGACUACGUCCAGCCCUUCACGGCCUACCUGCAGCGCAUGCGCGACAUCGAGAACAACAGGACCAUGCUUCGCUUCGAAGCAGGCGGGAAAUAAUCAUCCCAGCAUAUUAUGAAAACAACGAAAUUAAUUUCUCGUGGCUCAGGAAAUUCCACAAGGACGACGUUCCCGACGAGCAACCUGAAGGACGCCGUGGAGCAGAGCGUUGAGCUGUCCCCGCCCGCGGAGCCAAAAAAGAUGACCCUGGAAGGCGACAGCGUCCUCGACGACAUGGAAGAACUCAGCUUCGACGACUAUGUGCAGCCCCUCAGCGAUUACCUCCGCCUGUACUACGAGCUCCACGACCUCGUGAGACGUGACGACCGUCAGCCUGCACCACCGCCACCGGCUGCCGCUGUGACGACGGUGGAGAUGCCACCGCCACCACCUCCACAGCCGUCCGGAGCUGCAGCCGCAAGCACCUCUAGGAUGCCACCUGCUUCUGCUGCUGCCCCUGCCCGUGACGAUGAGUGA
This is a messenger RNA of Brachypodium distachyon (stiff brome), 852 nucleotides long. RefSeq names its product nuclear transcription factor Y subunit B-8. Gene Ontology annotation, molecular function: DNA-binding transcription activator activity, RNA polymerase II-specific; protein heterodimerization activity; RNA polymerase II cis-regulatory region sequence-specific DNA binding. The record is from RefSeq and is a predicted model, not a curated record. Lineage: Eukaryota; Viridiplantae; Streptophyta; Magnoliopsida; Poales; Poaceae. The transcript has 3 exons. Gene Ontology annotation, biological process: regulation of transcription by RNA polymerase II. Gene Ontology annotation, cellular component: CCAAT-binding factor complex.